Fusarium odoratissimum NRRL 54006 is the source of this 6213-nucleotide messenger RNA. RefSeq names its product 26S proteasome regulatory subunit N2. The transcript is spliced from 3 exons. Gene Ontology annotation, biological process: proteasome-mediated ubiquitin-dependent protein catabolic process; regulation of protein catabolic process. Bases 126 to 3728 code for a protein of 1200 amino acids. NCBI's taxonomy places the organism in Eukaryota, Fungi, Ascomycota, Sordariomycetes, Hypocreales, Nectriaceae. The record is from RefSeq and is a predicted model, not a curated record. Gene Ontology annotation, molecular function: enzyme regulator activity. Gene Ontology annotation, cellular component: proteasome complex; nucleus; proteasome storage granule.
CCUUUCCCGGAAUGACCCUGCUGGAGCAAAACACCAACCAAUUCAUCGACUCCGACUCUUGUAAUUCUCUUGACAUCUCCUUUGUUUCUGCACAAACUUUAUAAUUCCGUCCUCGGGCCCUGUUUAUGCCAUUGGGCCUACACGGAAAUAAGGCAUUCUCUGCUACUCGACCAUUCUUACCCCAGCAGCCUCUCGCAUCGCCGCUCGUAUUGCUACAGACCUCUCUAGCACGCCCACACGAUCCCUCAUAUUCUUUCAAGAUGCCCGGUAUCGUCUCGGCUACCGGCGUCCUCGCCUUCCUUACCGACGAGGAGCCCGAACUCAAGGUCUUCGCUCUGCAGACCCUCAACGACGAUAUCGAUACCGUCUGGACUGAGGUCGCUGCUGUGUUGACACAGAUCGAGGCACUCUACGAGGACGAGUCGUUCCCUGAGCGUCAACUCGCUGCUCUUGUUCUUGCCAAGGUCUACUACCAUCUCCAGGCCUACAAUGACAGCAUGGUCUUCGCCCUCGCCGCUGGCGACCUUUUCAAGCUCGAUUCCCCUGGCGAGUUCGAGGAGACCAUUAUCUCUAAAUGUGUCGACCAGUACAUCGCUGUGAAUGCUGCGAAGAAGGCGGCUCCUCAGGCUUCAAAGAACACCGACCUCCCCGAGCUGGCUACUACGUUCGCGAGCGGCGCCGAGGGUGCUGUCAUGUCUCCCACCACACCUUUUUCGCAGACAACUCUACCUCCCAAGUCUCUUCUUUCCCGCGACUCGAUCGACAACACGAUGCUCGAGGCCACCUUCCAGCCUGCUUUCAAGCAAGGCCGCUCUGGUUCUAUUGCUGAGCUCCCCGACCAGGCCACCGGCUCGCUUCAGAGAGUUGUUGAGAGGCUUUUCGAAAGCUGCUUAGAGCAGGGCCGCUACAGGCAAGUGGUAGGUAUUGCGGUUGAGGCCAAGAAACUGGACGUUCUUCGAAGCGUCAUCAAGCGCGCUAGCGAUGAUGAGAAGAAGGCCAAGUCUAACCCUCUCGAAAACUCUCCUGGCCCGGCAGAGGAUCUCAUGGAGUACACAUUGGGUAUUUGCAUGGACAUCGUCCAGGAGAGAGCCUUCCGAACCGAAAUUUUGAGGCUAAUUCUCGAUCUCCUCAACGAGAUUCCCAACCCAGAUUACUUUGCCAUCGCCAAGUGUGUCGUUUACCUUAACUCAGAUGAGGAAGCAUCUCGCAUGCUGCGCAAUCUUGUUGAAAAGGGCGACCGUUCUUCCAUCGCCAAUGCCUAUCAAAUUGCUUUCGACCUUUACGACAACGGUACACAGGAAUUUCUCGGCAAGGUUCUUGCAUCACUCCCAGCUAGCAAGCCUGUCAAGAAAGAGUCAGACGAGAACGGUGAACAGUCCAACGAGAGCGAAUCUCUGCUUCAGAAUAAGCAGGAAGCCCCCGAAAACGAGCUCCCUGAACAAGUAUCCAAGGCCUAUUCCAAUAUCCGAGAAAUUCUUGAUGGCAGCAAGACCAUCCGUCUCAACCUCGAGUUCCUCUACCGCAACAACCGAACCGAUCUGAGCAUCCUCAACAAGGUCCGCGACAGUCUUGAGGGCCGAAACUCCAUUUUCCACACUGCGGUCACGUUUUGCAAUGCCUUUAUGAACCAAGGAACUACAAACGACAAGUUCUUCCGUGAUAACUUGGAGUGGUUGGGCAAGGCAGUCAACUGGUCCAAGUUCACGGCGACUGCCGCUCUUGGUGUCAUUCACCGCGGAAACCUUUCUCAAUCUAGAAAGCUACUUGAGCCUUAUCUUCCCCGACAAGGUGGCCUCAGCAGUGGCUCUAUCUUCAGCCAGGGUGGUGCUCUCUACGCCUAUGGACUGAUCCAUGCCAACCAUGGAGCCGACGCUCUGGACUACCUCAAGGAGCAGUUUAGCCAGGCUGAAGAGGAGGUCGUUCAGCAUGGUGGUGCUCUGGGUCUGGGUAUUGCCGGCAUGGCCACUGGCGAUUGGGAAAUCUUUGAGAAGCUCCGAGAAAUCUUGUUCCAGGAUUCUGCUCUCAAUGGUGAGGCUGUUGGUUUGGCUAUGGGUCUUAUCAUGCUUGGCACCGGAAAUGUCAAGGCUCUGGAGGAUAUGAUUACAUAUGCGCACGAAACCACUCACGAGAAGAUUGUCCGUGGUCUUGCUAUUGGUAUGGCACUUAUUAUGUUUGGCCGCCAAGAAGGAGCCGAUGUUCUUAUUGAAGGACUCCUUAACGACCCUGAUCCCACGCUGCGAUAUGGUGGUAUAAUGACUGUUGCUCUUGCCUACUGCGGUACCGGUAGCAACAAGGCUAUCCGAAAGCUCCUUCAUAUUGCUGUUAGCGAUGUCAACGAUGACGUCCGUCGUAUCGCCGUCAUGAGUCUGGGCUUCAUCCUCUUCCGCAAGCCUGGAAGCGUGCCUCGUAUGGUUGAGCUUCUCUCCGAAUCAUAUAACCCUCACGUGCGAUACGGUUCCGCCAUGGCUCUGGGUAUCUCAUGCGCCGGUACAGGUCUUGACGAGGCCAUCGACCUUCUUGAACCUAUGAUGAAGGACCCCACAGACUUUGUGCGACAGGGUGCCCUCAUCUCUCUCGCCAUGAUCCUUGUUCAACAGAACGAGGUCAUGAACCCCAAGGUUUCGUCAAUCCGUAAGACUCUGAAGAAGGUGGUUGGCGACCGUCACGAGGAUGCCAUGACCAAGUUCGGUGCUGCUCUGGCGCUUGGUAUCAUUGACGCUGGUGGUCGCAACUGCACCAUCGGCCUCCAGACACAGACUGGCAACCUCAACAUGGCCGGCAUUGUCGGUAUGGCUGUAUUCACACAAUACUGGUACUGGUUCCCUUUUACCCACUUCCUGUCGCUUAGCUUCUCUCCCACUUCAAUCAUUGGACUUGAUCACGAUCUUGAGAUGCCCAACUUUAAGUUCCACUGUGCUACACGACCCAGCCUUUUCGAUUACCCGCCUGAGCAAGAAGUCAAGACCGAAGAAGGUCCUGCUCUGAUUGCCACCGCGAUCCUGUCAACAACUGCGCAGGCCAAACGACGAGCUCAGAAGAAGGAGCGCGCUCAGCGAAGAGAGAGCAUGGAAAUUGAUACCGCCCCCUCUAAGAGCGGUGGCGACAAGAUGGACGUGGACGAGGACAAGAAGGCGGACGAGACUAAGGAUAAGAAGGAAGAGCAAGAGAAGGAACCGGCGGCUUCUGCGGACACCAAGAAGAAGCCCGAGAAGGAGAAGGUUGGGUACGAAAUCGAAAACAUGACCCGAGUUCUCCCUGGUCAACUCAAGUAUAUCAGCUUCCCCGCCGGCCGAUACAAGCCCGUUAAGAAGCCCACUGGUGGUCCCCUGCUGCUGCACGAUAGCCAGCCCGACGAGGAGAAGAGUCUACUUGAGGAGAAGCUUAAGAAGGUUACAACCGAACGGGCCCCUGUGGCUGGGCAACAAACUGGACGAGGCGGACGAGGCGGCGCUCAGCGCGCUGUGCUUGACAGUCUUGCCGAGUCUAGAGGAGGAGCCAACAGCGCUAUGCUCGGACAGUUGCUUCGCAACCAAGGUCGAUCACCAUUCGGCCUGCUCGACGCCGAGCCCCAGACUCCUGGUGGUAACGCCUCAGGCGCCGCUGCUGCUGCGGGUGUACUGACCGCCGUCGAUGAAGACUCAGAUGACGAUGAAGAGGCUCCUGUACCUAAGGAAUUCGAGUACUUCACCGAUGCUGGGGAGGAUGACGAUGAUGAUGAUGACGAGUAGGUGUGAAUGUGUCUCGGAACAGUUCAAAAGCGAGGACGGUACUGUGGAGAUAGUUGGAUUGUACACUUAGAAGGGCAGAUCAAGCGAAUAGAGCGGGUACGAGGCGAAGGCUAAUGUACAAUAUGCCUGGGGACGAUGUAUUCACUUAGCCGAGAAUAGCAUUGGGUGGUCUACCACCCGUGAUCUUAUUUUGUCAUCAACUCGAUUAGAGAAUAUUCUUUCACUCUGAUGCAAGCCAUUGUUCUAGUAAUUCGGUACUCAUCGUGCGUUUGGCUGCAACAAACGCCAUGUAUCGCUCGCCAAGUUAUAAACCCAUUAGCCUGCUCUCAAACUCCAACCAAAACUACAAAUCCCAUUGCCAUGCCAUUUGCUCAAGUCUACACUUUUGUUUCCAACCCCGUAGGACCAUCAUCACAGAUCCUCACCCGAUGCCACGCUGUAGCAAGAUUACCGCGAAUAUUCCAUGUUGCUGCGUGACUCUCUGGUUGUGUGUUGUACACCUCGUCUGUAGCUUUCACAACAAACGUCGCACAUCGCUUCCCGGAUGGUGCGGGUUCAAACGCCUCCAACGGGACAUCACCGUCAAACCUCCAUCUCCGCCAUGCCCAGGCUGCGUGACCAUAGCAAGGCGAUUCUUCACCCUCUUUUGUGGAACAGUCGGGAAGGAUGGAGGCUUGAGACCAGUUUUUGCCGUUAUCAAAGGAGAUGUCGACACGAACGAUGGCGCGGCCUCCACCAGAGUAUGCGUAGCCAGCCAAUGAAGCUGGUUUUGUAUAAGUGUGAGAAUUGUCAUCCUUGGCUGUCCAGUCGCCAAGUUUGCACUUUGUAAUGGCGCUUUGGACAGGUAAUUCUUGAAUGGCGGGUGCUGAAUCCCAGUCGACUUUGGUCUGGUUCGGUCCAAAACACUUGUAAUCGCGUCGCUGCCACUGAGAUGUGCUCUCCUCGUCACUCAGCGUGACAUGGUUCAACCAUUUGACAGAUCGCGCAGCAACAUGCCCGGGAACGAUAGCUCGUAGAGGAAACCCGUGAUCACGCGGGAGAGUCUGGCCGUUCAUUCUGUAGGCGAGUAUCACGUCGCCUUGGGGAUCAAUAGCCUUUUUGAUAGGAAUCGAUGCACCGUAAGCUUCUAGGCCGUUGAACUGAACAUGCUUUACCUCGGAUUCUCCUGUGAGGCCUGAAUUCAGAUCAAAGCCUGCAUCUGCCAGUACGUCAGAGAGCAAGACGCCUUCCCAGCAGGCGUUUGAGAUAGCUCCAGCAGUCCACGGAAGACCAUUUGUUUUGCGACCUGAUUCCUCAUUCAUGUGUCGCCGGCGGUUGCCAGAGCAUUGAAGAGAGGCUGUGACUUUGUGGGAUUUGAAGCGGUUCUUGAGGUCCGCGAGGGUGUAUUCUUUUGUGGUUCCGUCAGGAAGUUCUAUCGUGAGAUUGUGGUCAUUCUGGUUCUCGGCGAUUGUUGGCACCCACAUGUGGUUGCGCACGUAGAAAAGGUCAUUAGGUGUAAGAAAGUCAUUCGUCAUAGCAUAAGCCGGCGUCUCUGCGUUUCUGGGCUUCUGCGUCAUUGUAAUCAAGUCUGGAUGUCGAACUGGAUCAUCCGAGAAAGGGUCCUCGAUCUCUUCUCGCGCCGGUCGCCCAUCGACGAGAUCUGCUGGGUCGACGUACCCAAUUAGAUACUGAUUUAGAAUAUCGUAAACGUAGUCAUUUUUGUGUAUAGAAAAGAUAUCCCAGUAGGGAUCAAUGGAGCCGCCCGCCGCGCGAAGGAUAACAUCGCCGCCAGGAUGUGCUCCUAUCCAUUCAGUGAUAUCGUAGACUUUAUCGCGGUGGAUGACCCAGGGGUGAUCAGAAUGAGCAUCGUGCUUGCGCACUUCGUUGAUGCGAUAUCGAGGAAGAGAAGGAUCUCGAGGAUCAUGGUCGUUUUCGUCAUGGGCGAUGGCGUCGCAUCGUGUAGGAGAUUGUUGCGCGAAGCUGUAUGCGAGGUAGAAGGAAGCUGCUCCAGCGAGGAGAAAUGCGAAGGAAGUGCUUGGGUCUCUCGAUAUCGUCGCAGACUUAUCGGAAGCGGGAGGUUUUGUUGAUGCAGAUCUUGUGAGUCGUGUUGCGAUGAAGGUGCGAGAUUGUACCCUCACGGGAGCUUGUGAUGCAGGGAUAGAUAAAGAUCGUAUGGGUCGUAGCUGGCUGGCCAAGCGCCGUGUUGAUCGCGAGAACAUGGCUACAGAAGAAUCAAGAGAGUCACUUCAAUAAUGAGCAACAAUGCAUCUCCAACAAAAACACUUUGUGAGUAUUGUCGCAAACGAAACAAAUCUCUAGUAGACGUCACAGUGGACUUGAUGGAUCUCUAACAAAAAUGACGUCGGGGAAUAUCUCGGAGAACAAUCAUCAAAACUGUGAGAUGAAGAAUCUCACUUUAUAUAAGUCCUUCUUUAUUUCAUGAUAAGCCCAGCGGUGAGCAACGUGACACGUGAACAGCAGGAACGAGUCAGAAGAAAGCAAUUAC